Messenger RNA from Venturia canescens, 1116 nucleotides. RefSeq lists its product as uncharacterized. The record is from RefSeq and is a predicted model, not a curated record. The transcript has 3 exons. The coding region runs from base 427 to 963 and encodes 178 amino acids. Lineage: Eukaryota; Metazoa; Arthropoda; Insecta; Hymenoptera; Ichneumonidae.
GCGAGUCUCGGCGGAGACUUUCUCUCCUGCUGAAACGUGCUUCCCAGGGCGUCGUGGUCGCGACCGAAGCAAACUUCACAUUCGACAACGAGUUUUAACCAAAGAAACACAAGACCGCCAGUUCCUUCCUCUUUUGAGUAUUCGUCGCGUCGGGCUUUGUGCGACAACGAAGUGAAGUACGUUAUCAAUUGUUCAUAGUGCGCGCAUUCUCAAAUUUGAAUUGCGAAUAAAUGAAACGUUCGAACGACGUUGGGAUAAAAUUUGGAGAAAAACAAGUCAUCGAUCGAGUUUGAAUCUCGUUCGUUUCCAAUCUAGCGAGUGAGUCUUCAAGCCCCGUCGAAAUUUCUACACUGCACAGUCUUUUUAUCAAUCUCAUGUUCAAGAGUUUCUCGAGAGCCAUAAUCAGCCGGUAUCGAAACGGGAACGAUGCGAUUUCCGAAGGUGUUUUUGCUAACGGUGUCCUGCUUAUCGGCACUAGGCCAAGUUACGUCGGCGCCGAGUCCCCAGGAGCCGGCGUUCGAGCUUCCGGUUCAAUUAGUCGGCUUCCCGGUCAUCAUCGCAGCCGUCAGGAUCACGAAUUUCAUAAAGAAACUCGCGUACUCUUUGAACCCACAAACGUACACGAACCGUGUGACAAGAUCGCUUGGGGAGACGACCAAAAACGAGGACGUUUUCGAUGCGAAUGAGGUCGAGAAAAAACUGAUCGCUGAACUGGGCGAAAACGUUUGCGUGUACGAAAGAAUUUGUGCGAAAUAUGCCGGAUUGACAUUGCGCAGGAAAGGAAGACCGGCUAGCCUUGACUGGAACGUUAUAUUCAGCCAGUACAAAGCAUCGCCGAGUAGGAUGAAGGACAACUAUUUGGUAAGCGUGUUCCUUGGGGACAUUGUUGGAAGUCCUGAACUCUGCCACCAGCUGGCAAAACGGGGUCGAAGUUGCGGCGAAUCUUCUUCGCUCUCCGACUGAAAAUCACGUCAAAGAUCUCGAAAACUCUCGAAUCUUUUCAGCCUGAUUUCAGUGUUUGUUUGUACAUAUUUUUGUAGUUCGCGGUCCAACCGCCGCUUGUUUUGUAAUCAUUAAGUUUUGUGAGCAGGAAUAAAAUCAAACUAAACGGGUCGA